Molecule: messenger RNA, 270 nt
Organism: Oikopleura dioica
Lineage: Eukaryota; Metazoa; Chordata; Appendicularia; Copelata; Oikopleuridae
Source: the annotation of a GenBank genome assembly
AUGGGAGGUCUUACUGAUGACGAGCUGCUAGAGAAAGAUCUGUUUGGCAUUCUUGGCGUCGACAGAAAAGCUACAGAUGAUGAGAUCACAAAAGCGUACAGAAAGAAAGCCCGGAGAAUUCACCCAGACCGGAAUAAUUCUCCGACCGCUCAUGAAGACUUCGCGCUUCUAAAUGCCGCCAAAGAUGCCCUUUUACAUUCCAUGUUCCGUCUGCGCUACGAAAUGCAUCUCGCCUCCAAGGAAAACCCUCAGGAAUGCGGUUCUCAAUAA